AUGAUAUCUUUCAACAAUAACAAUAACAAUAAUUCUGUUACGCAGCAACAACAUUAUCAGCACCCGUCACAGUUCUAUUACUUGCAUCAGACUCGCAACGAAGCAGACUUGAACGACAACAUCCCGCCUCUUGCUUUCGACGACUCUCCUGAAACGUACCAGCUGCUGCAGACAAAUUCGGACUCUAUUCAGGACUUUGGCGAUCCCAUGCAGUCGGAUAGUUGGGGCGGACUCGCCCAGCUGACUCCCAAGAUCGGGCGAUUCUCACAUCAGAGAGAAUCCUCUCUAUCGUCGCUUGGCUCGGCAGGCCCCGCAUCGCCCUUCACUCAGAAUACUUCAAAUCCUCACAUCGCAAUUCCAGAUCAGACCUUUGACGGACUCCCUGAGAUGCAUUCACAGGACCUUGCAAAUGCUCAAGGGGGCUCGUACUACCAACUAGCCAAAUCGAUGGGUCCAGCGUCCUACCAGACAUAUCACGGCAUGGAUGGUGCAGUACCAGAGAUGGCAUAUCCCGUUACUGUAUCUGGUCCAGGGAAGAGACCACGCAUGGACAAGGCUCUUCUGCCGGCUCCCGAAUUAGCUGGAGCGUACAGAAGAUCUCACCCUGCGUCUGUUGCAAGUUCAGCUGCUGGAGACUCUCCAGCUGCGCCGGCCCUAGGCGAAGCUGAACACAAACCUCGCAGAAAGAAUGGUAGGACCCAAUGUUACCUCAAAUAUUCACAGGCGGGAGAUGCUGAUCCGGCUUCGGAUUUUUUAGACUAUGGUCACAUUCCAAAGCUCGACCGAACCAUGACAGAUGUGUACGGGGAUGAGCUCUACAACCCGAACUUCACCAUUACAUCCGCGUCUUCGCCACCACCACACUCCACUGCCUCAACUGGAAGUGAUGUAUUCAGUCAGCGAAUCUACGCCGCGAAUCAUCAACACUUGAGUGCUGCUCACUCGCCAGCGUCUACAGCUUCCCGAGCUCGAUCACCAUUUCGAACUGGGUCCCCGUUCGCUGCAUCCUCUACUCAGCAAUUCAACAACUCUCGGCCUGCAUCCGGAGGACAUAGCCAACAUGCUCAACAUUCCGUUUCAAAUCUGGAAGGUGCAGUUGAGCCGGAGACACCAAAGACAAUCUCGCCAAAAGACGCUGUUUUGGAAUUCAACGAAUCGGAAGGAGAUGGAGUGUUUCCUCUAUUUCCUCACGAUUCGUCCAAUUUUGAAAUCGAGUCGCUCUCCAAAUCAAUCCCCUCUGACCCCAAUGGAUCUUAUAUCGGACCAAAUAUGGUGAAUCUUCACUCAAGUGAGCAAUUUGGGUAUUUGCCUUCACAGAUGCCUACUGGCAUCCAGGUCCCACAGCAGUAUCCCUUCAUCGCACGAACUACAACCAGUCAUGAUACGCCGCCUCGGCUGAGUUCGUCUGGGGCAAGCUCCGUUGCCUCUGGGGGAAAUACGCCAGCUUCUCGGGGUAGACCGACAAGCACAGGAACUGAAGCCGGAACAUACACGUGUACCUACCACGGAUGUACAAUGAGGUUUGAAACGCCAUCAUUGCUUCAAAAACACAAACGGGAAGGCCAUCGGCAGUCUCAAGGUCUAGGAGCACCCAGGGUUCAGGAUAUGGGUAUGAUGUCUGGCUUGGCCAAUACACAGGCUGGACCACACAGAUGUGAUCGAAUCAAUCCUAGCACGGGAAAGCCAUGCAGUACAGUCUUCUCAAGGCCUUACGAUCUAACUAGACACGAAGACACCAUCCACAACGCGCGGAAACAGAAGGUGCGCUGCAACCUCUGCACUGAGGAAAAAACAUUCAGCAGGGCAGAUGCACUGACCAGGCAUUAUCGAGUGUGUCAUCCUGACAUGGAAUUGCCUGGAAAGGGUCGACGUCGUGGAUGA
Molecule: messenger RNA, 1881 nt
Organism: Pochonia chlamydosporia 170
Lineage: Eukaryota; Fungi; Ascomycota; Sordariomycetes; Hypocreales; Clavicipitaceae
Product: 26S proteasome regulatory subunit-like protein
Exons: 1
Coding region: 1-1881 (626 amino acids)
Biological process (GO): regulation of transcription by RNA polymerase II
Cellular component (GO): nucleus
Source: RefSeq, a predicted model, not a curated record